CAACGGAAACUGUUGGGAAAGGGUGUAAAAUGAAUACGCUGAAUAGUUGGGCGGUUUUUGUGCAUACGAAUGGUUCGCUAAUGACUGCACACGAUGGUAGUAGUUAUGCGAAUUAAAAAGAAACCCGAAAGUAUCUACUACUGUCACGAUUGGAUGUGUAAGUGUAGUGGUUCGUUCGUAGCUCCCAGUGAAUGUCAGGUUUGUCAACAAGCCGCCGCACUAACGUUACAGCCGGCUAAGCCCUAGAGAGCGAGGUUACGUUUAGCUAACGUUAGGUGUGUUGGCUACGAUUAUUCGCAUUAUUGCACCUUCGCUGAACUGGAAAAUAUAUGUUUUCCUUCCCGACUCCAACCGGUCAUCAUGCUUCCGCUAAAAAGCCGGUUCGAUUAAAAGGAGUGCACGUGUUCUCCCGGUGAACCCCGAAAUUGCAGCAGUCAGCAGUUUUGUGGUGUACGUUACCUAAUUUAGGAAUGAAGCUCAAACUCAAGAACGUGUUCCUGCUCUACUUCCUGGUGUCCUUACUGGGGCUCCUCUACGCGCUGAUGCAACUGGGUCAGCGCUGUGACUGCAGAGAACACAACUUGCCUAAAGAUCGUACCAUCUCUCGACUGAGGGGAGAGCUGCAUAAACUGCAGGAGGCAAUGAAGAAGUCGGAAACAACAAAAUCCUCCAAGAAGAGUGUUCUACCUACCAUCUAUGUAAUAACACCUACCUAUGCCAGAUUGGUGCAGAAAGCUGAGCUCACCCGUUUGUCUCAGACGUUCCUGCAUGUUCCUCAGCUCCACUGGAUCCUGGUGGAGGACGCUCCCAGCCCGACACCUUUAGUCCGGGACUUUUUGGCUAGCUCCGGUCUGACGUACACCCACCUCCAUGUGCUGACCCCUAAAGACAAGAAGCUCCAGGAGGGAGACCCCGGCUGGCUGAAGCCCCGGGGAGUGGAGCAGAGGAACGAGGCCUUGCGCUGGCUCAGGGAGACGGCAGCUGCGGCAGGGGGGAAGGGGCCCCCCCCUGAGAACGCCGUUGUGUACUUUGCUGACGACGACAACACGUACAGCCUGCAGCUGUUUGAGGAAAUGCGCUACACGCAGAGGGUGUCCGUGUGGCCAGUGGGUCUGGUAGGGGGGAUGAGGUUCGAGCGACCUGUGGUGCAGGAUGGGAAGGUGGUUCGCUUCCACACCGGCUGGCGCCCUGGCCGGCCCUUCCCCAUCGACAUGGCUGGCUUUGCUGUCUCCCUGAAGCUGCUAUUGGCCAAUCCCAAAGCUCGAUUUGAUGGUGAUGCUCAGAUGGGUUUCCUGGAAAGCAGCUUACUGCAAAAUCUGGUCACAAUUGAGGGGCUGGAACCCAAAGCAGACAUGUGCACCAAGGUGCUGGUAUGGCACACUCGGACUGAAAAGCCAAAGAUGAAGAGGGAGGAGGCUCUCGUUAAGCAGGGGAUCGGAUCAGAUCCCAAUGUGGAAGUGUGAAUGCAUCCUCUCCAAGAGCGCCCCCAUACACACGCAUGCUCACACAUGCACACACACAUACACAUACACACUUAAAAUUAUGUAGGGGGCUAAGAAAGUUCUUGUUUAAAAAUUUGGAUAUAUAUUGAAACUAGAAAAAACACUAAUUCUGAAUUCUUAUAGACAGAUCAAUUUGCUCUUGCAUGUCAAAUAUGGCAAUAUGGCAUGCACUACGUAGUCUUUUAGUUCACGAUAAGAGCUGUUCAGACUGUUACCUCUACAGCACCUUGCAUCAUUAACUGGAAUUAUUAGCUUAAUUUCUAUUAAGCUAAGUAGCUUUAUGAUUUAACUACAUCAGUAAAACACUGAUACCUUUAGGACAAUAUGCCAUGUACUCUGUAUUAAGUGAUGAUCUUGUGUGAAACACAGGCUUUGGCUUUACUGGGGGUGAAUGAUGAACAUGAAGAACGGUGCUCUACUGAAUUUCCUUUGUACAUACUGUAGGAUGACGUUAUUUAUAUUUGUACAGAAUAGUAAACCCUUUACAAGUGUGCGGUUAUAUGUGCAGUCGGCCUGAAUGAUCAUGGGGUCUGCAGUGAUGUUUGGGGCUGGUAUCGUUUCACUGGGGGUGGGAGUAAACCGUAGAGGAAAUCCCACUUCCAUUCCUGUGAUUUGUCUGCCUUCUCGAUGCUUCAGUAUUGGAAGUCUGUUUCCUGGUGAUUACGAUUAUUCAGUGUAUGGUUUUUGUGAUUGGCUGUAUGUGUAUGUCUGUGAACACUUGCAGUUUCAUAUGGUUUUGUCUGUAAUAGCUGCAGAAUGCAAGUAGUUGUUUAGUAUCUGUCCCAUGCCUCUAAAUGUAUUGUGCUUCUUAUUGUUAUAUUCACUUGUUGUCUUAGUGUUACAGAAUUCCUAUAAAAUGCCUUUGAAUAAAAAAGGUGUUUUACA
Electrophorus electricus (electric eel) is the source of this 2387-nucleotide messenger RNA. RefSeq names its product beta-1,3-glucuronyltransferase 3 (glucuronosyltransferase I) (gene b3gat3). Gene Ontology annotation, cellular component: Golgi membrane. Gene Ontology annotation, molecular function: galactosylgalactosylxylosylprotein 3-beta-glucuronosyltransferase activity. The record is from RefSeq and is a predicted model, not a curated record. Gene Ontology annotation, biological process: chondroitin sulfate proteoglycan biosynthetic process; carbohydrate metabolic process. Lineage: Eukaryota; Metazoa; Chordata; Actinopteri; Gymnotiformes; Gymnotidae.